UGCCGUGUCGAAAAAAAAAUACGCGUUUGUCGGUAAAAACAAUCUCGCGGGGACACGAAACUGCAUUUCUAAUUUAGGGAAGGUCCUGCGUGAGUGUGUGCAUUAAUAAAUCCCUAGGAAGGGCCUGGAGCCUACGUGAAAUAAUACGUUUUUUGGAUAUCCGCGCUUCCGCUUGUGCGUGCUCUUUGUGCCCGAGAUGAUCAGUGGCCUCUAGUGCUCCAGUAACUGCUACUAUCCGUCGAUUAAAAUUAAAGGUGCACUUAGUACACAUUCGGUUACAAACGUGCCUGUGUUCAGUGUCCAAACGACAAAACAAACAAACGGAAAGUGUGAUCUUCUGUUCCCGCGAGAUCAUCCCGAAUAUCGAGUAAGACGCUGUUCGCUUUGUGUUAUGUGUCUGUUGUUUGUGUGGGUGUGUGUGUGUGUGCAUGUUUAUGUUUGCCGAUGAUGCUGCACGCUGCGAGAGCAUAAGCCGAGCAUGAGGCGUGAGCAUCUCUCCUAAUCCUGAUCAAGACGAAUCCCAUCGCAUGACGCGGUAGUGUGAGUGGGCCUGUACCAAAAGUGCAUCUUGAGUGAAAUUUACGAUCGUGCCUUAAAGCACCCUGGUGCACGUGUUGUGUAGUGCCUUUCGCGCUCCUGCAUUUAUGCUGAGCUGAGCGGUUUGCAGAAGUGGGGAAAUUGCAAUCGGAUCCUCGGAACCGGGAACGCGUAAAGGGGUGGUGGAUAUCGAAUGACAUGCUUAUGACCCAUCGUGCACUGUGUAAACUCUAAGCGGAAAGUUACGGAUUCAAGCAUCAAAAACGAAGAAGGAGAGCGAGAGAGAACCACAUCGAGCCAAGCCCAAGUCGUGAAGUCGGAAGCGUGUGAACGCGUAAAGCGAAGCAACGAAAUCGUCGCAGUCGCCGUCGCCGCCUACUGCUGAUCCAGCACAGUUUUGGUUUGGUUUUGUGAGAAACGAUUACCCAUUGCACCGCCGCAGCCGCCGCCGCCAUGUUGCCAGAGCGGAGGUUAAGGAGGCAGUCAGCAGUGAGCGUGUGUAGCGAUCGGAUCGACUAGCCUCUAUCAUCUUGCCUGGUGCUCGUUGCUAGUGCUGGUGGUACUGCUGCGAUCGUAAUUAAUGAUCGAACGUCGGUUGCUGACAGCUUUGUGACGGGAGUAGAAGAAACCUUACAUUAGCUUGCAACGGCUGCUGCUGCUGUUGCUACUGCAGCAAGAAAACAAGGAAGUGCUGUGCAACCGCAGAAAGUCGAAGGAAAAAGGGUCCUCCAUUGGGAGCGUACGUUCGUUGCAUCGGGCAGCAUCAAAACUACUGGACGACGGCUUACACCUAUUAAAACUAGAUCCCGCGGCGAAGCAACACAAGUGCUGCGCUCGCGUACAUAAGAUAUAUCGCCCAGAACAGAGAGAGAGAGAGAGAGAGAGAUAGAGAUGGCACACAGAAGCAGCAGCAGAAGAACACAGAUGGCAACGACGAAGGCGAUGAAGCACCUGACGACGUUGUGCAGCAGCAUGAUGGCGCUACUCACCAUCGCCCAGUGCAUCGCGCAGGCCGAAAGUUGGGUACCAGAUGUCCAGAGCAAGAUACGCAUCCCAUACGAUGCCUCAGUUCCGUCGUUCUUCGGUAACAGUAGCGAUCACUUCAAGCUACUCGAUCAGAACGAGGAUACGCUGCUGAUCGGGGCACGGAAUGCGGUCUACAACAUCUCGAUCGAGCAGCUGGUAGAGCUGAACGGUCAGCGUAUCGUGUGGCCCUCGUCCGACGCCCAUCGGGAACUGUGCAUCCUGAAGGGUAAACAGGAACCGGAUUGUCAGAAUUACAUUCGUGUGUUUGCGCGCGUCGCUCCGAAUCGGUUGAUGGUGUGCGGUACCAACUCCUACAAGCCACUGUGCCGGUAUUACAAUGUGCUGCCGAGCAAUGGGACGAUCGUGUACGACAACAACGAGCAGGAAGCGCAGGGACGCUGCCCUUAUAAUCCGCAACAUAACAGUACCUACGUGUACACGAGCGAUGGUCAGCUGUAUUCGGCGACCGUGGCUGACUUUUCCGGUGCCGAUGCCCUGAUCUAUCGGGAGACGCAACGUACCGAGCACUACGAUAGCAAGCAGCUCAACCAGCCCGCGUUCGUCAGCGCGAUCGAGCAUAACGGGUACGUGAUGUUUUUCUUCCGUGAGGUCGCGAUCGAGUACAUGAACUGUGGUAAAGCGAUCUACUCGCGUGUGGCACGCGUCUGCAAGAACGACAAGGGUGGACCGUACCCGUUCCAGGAUCGUUGGACAUCGUACCUGAAGGCGCGCCUGAACUGUUCGAUCCCGGGCGAGUAUCCGUUCUACUUCGAUGAACUACAGGCUACAACGAAGACGAUCAAUGGAACGUACGGUGGUGAUAGGAACCAGAUCAUCUACGCCAUCAUGACGACACCGGAGAAUGCGAUCGGUGGUUCGGCCGUGUGUGCCUUUUCGGUGCAGGACAUACUGGAAGCGUUCGAGGGCCCCUUCAAGGCACAGCGAGACAUUCACUCCAACUGGCUGCAGGUACCGCAGAGUGCCGUACCGGAACCGCGUCCUGGCAAGUGCGUCGAUGAUAGCCGCACACUGCCGAAGGCGUCUGUGAAUUUCGUAAAGUCAAACAAUCUGAUGGACAGUGCUGUCCGGUCACUGCACAGUCGGCCCGUUUUUACGCGCGUCAGUCUCUACUAUCGUCUAUCGGCGAUUGCGGUUGAUCCGCAGGUACUAGCCCUGGAUGGUCUCCGGUACGAUGUGAUUUUCGUCGGUACCAACGAUGGUAAGGUGAUCAAGUUCGUUAACAUCCUGUCGGCGAACACAUCGGACGAUGUGCGGACGGUGGUGAUCAGUGAAACGCAAGCGUUCCCACCCGGUACCAAGAUCAGUGAGCUGACCAUCUCGAAGCGCAACUCGGCACUGAUCGUGAUUGGAGCGGGCAAGAUCGUUACACUGCCGCUGCACACCUGCCACGAGCACGGUUUCAAGACGUGCCGCAAGUGUUUGGAUCUGCAGGAUCCGUACUGUGUCUGGGAUGAUCAGAACCGGGAGUGCAAGACGAUCGAGGAGGUGCGCUCGUCCGGUGCACCGAUCGAUCAGUUUUAUCAGCGAUUGGAUGGGGAGCGCAUUGGUGAGAUCUGCCGGAAGUACGAUCACCAGGAGCAUCAGGCGGUACAUCCGUACGAGGACAAUGAUGUUUAUACGCGCGUCGAUGGAUCGGGUGCGGUGGAGAAACCGGACAAAACGUACGAUCAACGUAAUGUACUGAUCGUGCACUCCAACCAUGGAACGGUGGCAUCGGUCGGACCAGAGGAUAUCGAUAACGAGAUUUCAAUGUCUUCGAUCGAAGGUGACGAUCUAACGAAUCGGAUCAUCAACACGCACCAGUACCACAGCAAAACAGAUACGCUGGUGAACGAGGCCACACUGCAAAUGGCGUCGGUCAAUUUGUGGGUUUACGUUCUGGUCGCCGUGAUCAUACUGUUCAUCGGGAUGGGGAUAGGUUACAUGCUGACCAGACAUAGCUUUAUAAAAAAGUCACUUUCGGGGUGCGAGCACCGGAAUCAAUUGAGCUGGCACAACGGGAAGAGCAGCCUGAGUAUGCUUUCGCAGAACCGAACGAGCGGUAAGGACGUGAACCUGCUGAUGAACACCUCGAACCAGUACCACACCCAGCAGCAGGCGAUCGUGCAGCAGCUACAGCAGCACCAUCAGAACAACUGCAAGGACAACAUCGACUUCGACUACAAGGACCGGAGCGUCGAGUGCAAGAACUCGACCGAAAACCUCGAGAAGGACAUCAGCAAGGGCAUGGGCACGCUGCAGAAGACGCGCCACUUGAAGACCUUUAAACCGUAGAAACGACUGCGCUUGUUCCGCUCUUAGAGCCAGGGUCAAAGGCAGCCGGCCAGCAAAGCAGACAUAGAGAGAGAAAGGGAGAGAUAGUAGAAAAGAGGGAAAGACAGUAAGAUAUGCGUAAUGACACCUACCACUGAGUCCGUGUGUCAUCUAAGAGCAACGAACGAACGAACGAACGAACGAAGCAAGAAGUAUGAUCCAGUCGAAUCGCCCCAUGCACCAUGGCAACCGACAACCGCACCACCGCCACCGAGAACGAUAAAAGUAAGAAAACGAAGCAAGCAAUGAACAGGGAGGAGCAAUUGAGAUAAGUUGGUGCGAGAAGAUCGAGACGCGAUUGCGCGAUAAUGAGACACGAGAGUGAGACUGUGUGCCUAGCACAAACCCUUCUUCUUGCAAAAACAAAACCAGAUGGCCUCCACGAUCGAACAGAUCAGCAUCGAAGGGAAAGAGGGAUCGCCUUUCGCCCCACCACAGCCAUCAAUAAGUGUGCAUCCCAUCAAAUCGUAGUGUGUCUUAAGAAGGAACAGGAAACAAAAUAGCAGAGGCCUUAAAAGCAAACGAGAUCGAGUGGCAGGCAAUAGUUAGGAACGAGGAUUCCCGGGAGUAGGAUUUGAUUUUCAGAUUUUUUAUACUCCCCAGAACCGGAACCUCCCCUUCGCCGUCUUUCGGGGUCGACUCCAGCAAGCAAGCAAGCAGGAGGUCCCCUUUAUGUCGUAAACUUAUGAUGCGUUCCAAUACAACAACGCGAGCAGAGCUCGUACUAGGUACUCUAUGGGGUAAGCGAUAGGAAAUGUGUGUGGCACUCGCAUGACGACGAAUGAAUGAUGAUGUGAGUGAGGAUGAGGAGGAGAGGUGCAAGCGCACCGGGCGUAGGUUUUAAGGGGAAGCAAUCAUGGAAUUGAUCUUUGAUUUUUUUCAUUACAUUAAUGACAUCCAUAUUUGCGAAACAUCCAUAGCAGUAAUAGUGGUAGUAGUAGCAGAAGGAAGAAGCAGAUCCCUUGUACAUAUCUAUCUGAACGUCAAUCACAAAAGCAAUAAGGUAUAGGGCACGAAUGUAGCUAAAUAUUUUAAAACUGUUUUUACUUUAAAUUCGUUACGUGCGCAGCGAAAGUGAGAGACAGAGAGCCCAACAGUGACACACGUGAUCGUCUCGCAGACGAUCAUCAAUUUAGGUUAAUACGAUACGAUGAGCUUACAUGCAGCAUAUGGAAUAGCCUCAUGUACGCCACACAAACACACACUGCUGCUGAUAGUAGAGAUCGGUAAAGGAAGGGCUGCUGCUCCGGAUUGCUCAAGAAUCUCGAAUCAAGAAAUACUCUCCAGAGUAUAUCUCAAUACUCUCUAGACACUUCCCCUUCCUCCGUCCCCUCGUGUUCGCACACGAGCGCAUCAUAUUUAGGGUUUUAUUAUUUUGUUUAAUAUUCACUUAUCGUAAGUUUGUCCCACCAGAUUAUUGUUUCGUUUCGGUUUCGUUUUUAACAAAUAAUUCUGUACGUCAGCGAAUGCAGAGAAGCACCAGAAGGGGGUUCCUUUGUUUGUCCAAUUGAUGUGCACACUCCGAGGUCCGACAUUACAGGGCUCUGUACAGGGCAUCUAUGCAACCCACUGUUCAACCACGGUCUCAGCCUAACAAGCAUUACAGCCAGCAGCCACCGAAAACUGUUAGGGAAAAAGUCGAAACGAAUAGGGUAGGGUUUAAGCGAUCUACUCUCGAGCAUGAAAAACGCGUAAUGCAAACAUGGAGCACGCGCCAACAAUGUGAUAAAGUAUGAGUAUUUUAGUUAUUUUCUCCAUUUUACUUGUUCGAGUGGCGUGCAGCAGCCACUCGAAGCUCGAAGCAGUGUGCGCGCAUGUGUAUGAGAGAGAGUGUGUGUGCUUGUUGAACGUUUUAUUAUUUUUUAAUGGACUAAUUUAAUUUUUACACACUCCAGGGAAACUCUCCACGUACUCCUGCGUACGCGUUAGUAAGAAGCAUUUUAUGUUGUCAAAUCCCUGCCGCGAGGUUGCCAUCGCCUCGACGAUCCAUGAGGCGAAUGCUCUCAGAUCAAAUCCAGAAAGCGUGGCAGGAAACGGAAUUGUACAUUUUUCGCAUCAUUUUAUUAUUAAAUUGCGACUCGAGCAUGGUUGAGAUCGGCGAUCAAGAGGCACGUGCAGACGGCGACAGCGCAGGAAGCACAUGUAACACGUAUUUAGGUACAAAACGUUUUUAGAUAGAGCUUAUUAUUAUAUUUAGAGCAAAAGAACAAACAAUCUGUACCAACAGGAGAGUCCCGGAUAUUGUAUAUAUGCGAGAGAAAUUGAAAAAUAAAGAUGAAAAU
Molecule: messenger RNA, 6179 nt
Organism: Anopheles darlingi
Lineage: Eukaryota; Metazoa; Arthropoda; Insecta; Diptera; Culicidae
Product: semaphorin-1A
Exons: 8
Coding region: 1429-3858 (809 amino acids)
Biological process (GO): neural crest cell migration; semaphorin-plexin signaling pathway; positive regulation of cell migration
Molecular function (GO): chemorepellent activity; semaphorin receptor binding
Source: RefSeq, a predicted model, not a curated record